UUGUAGUACUGACAAAUAUGUCGGCCUCUGGGAAUGUCUUACCUACCAAUAUUAUUCAUGUGUGAGAGGAGCAUAUCAUUUUUUGAGAUUGCAUUCAUUUGGCUAUAUUCCCUUUAAUUCCUGCGCUCCACAGGCGACCUGCAGCCAGAUGCAGCUGUUUAAGAUAAGUUACAAAACCCAGCACCUCAUACCCCUAGCUAACACUGAGCUAAGCUAGCUACCUGUAGUAAUAUCGUCAGUCGUAUCGGUGGCUGGCUCGCUAGCCAACCAUGUAUCUGUGAAAUAGCUUUGUAGUGGAAUAGCUGGCCACCAUUGCAAGUGCCGUAGCUUGUGGCUCCGCGGAAUGACCCUCGCAUGGAUAUUAAUGGACGGAACGACUUGUCUCUGCUGAUUGUAAUCCCAAGAGGAAAUAACGUGACCAAGGCUGAGUCAUCCCAUUCACCGGUUCUGGACCCCGGGCCAUUGUUAAAGCAUUCACAGGUGCCACAUCUUGACCAACUAUCAGCCUGGAUUCAUUUUUUUCUGCGACCUAGAACAACCUGGAGAAUUCUGCUGUUUCAUUCAUAUACACAAAGUGAUCCACAUCAUAGAGGAGGCCAAGAGGAAGGGGAAAUGUGCUUGCAUCCUGUUUUUGAGGUUAGAGAAUGACACUUCAAACCUGAAAACCUCAAGAUUCAUCUGGCUUUUGGAAUCUUCAUUUUCCCCAUAUAAAAGCCUACUAUUUUUUUUUAUUUUUUUUUUACUUUUUUGUUGAGGCUGUUCUUAAAACAUUUCUCUGGAGAGGGUGUAUCCCACACGGGAUUGUUGUUGGAGGGUGUUAUCCAAGCCUCGGUGCUCUCUGCUGAGAAAGGAAGUCAGAGGGAAGUCCCUGGAGAAGACAGCAAAAUAGAAAGGAAAAAAAAAAAAAACUGUCGCUGGGAAGCCAACCAUUACAUAACUAACCGGCAUGGCUGUCCACUAACACAGAGGAAGAAGGAAAUAUCAUUAUCCGGUCACACCUAACCCCCAGUGCUCCAGUUCAGCACUGUAGAUUUAGCUGCUUUUCAACAAUUUCAUGUACAUGGAUACUAAUGGAUGGUCUACUGGAUUAUCCUCUAGACAUUUUGAAAAGUACCACACAAUCAGUGCCAGCUUUUUGUCUUCUAAUUAUAUCCAUGGUGCUGCUGGCAGGUAAGGUGGUUUGAAUCUGCCACCAGCCGGGUUUAGGGAUGCCCCGACACAGGAAAACCAGGCUACUCCAUUGGCCCGCUUACAGACUGCUGUUUCUAAUACAAGUCCUGAACUGAAAGGCAAUUGUCUCCUCCUCUAACAACGAGCAAGGGGUUGACAUUUUUUUCAUUUGCAAGACUCUUAUUUGUGAGUGCUGAAAACCUUAUAUUGGAAUGAGCUUUUUGCUAAUGCAGACUUGGCUACAAAAGAGCUCAUUUCUGAUAUUACGACCCGACCUGCACUAAGCUGAGGAAAGCCACAGAGGAAGGAAAAUAGAAAGCCAAAUCACAUUAUCAUCUCAGGCCUUUUUUUUCCUUUCAAGCUUUUCUCUUUUUUUUUUCUCUCUCUCUUUCUUUGUUUUGUUGUUUCUACUAUGUCCAUUUCGUACCAAAACAGUUCUACCUCUGCCUAUUCUGGUACCGUACCAUACUACUACCAAGCUGAACUAGUUCACAUCUGAGGCAAGGCUCUUCAGUUUAGCAGAACGUUUCUGUCUGUCACUUUUCACAGCACCAAAACACUGAAGAACAUAAUUAUUGUGGUUUAACAAAAAAAAAAAAAAAAGGGUCCAAAUACUUCUUUUUACAAAACAUCUAAAUAGCAGCAAUGUUUGUUUUGUUUUUUGUUUAAAUUGCACUAUUGUGUGUUUGGCUUGGUUCACCUUGUAACACAACAAGCUAAAUUACUGCUCUUAGACUGAUUGUGCUGUGUGUAAAGGCACCCAUAGAAAUAAUCACUUUGUGUAAACCUGUAAUUAACUGGCUGUGUUGUUGAACAGAGUGGAAUAAGUGGUUUUGUAUUUGCCUUCAACUGUGUAACAGAUAGUUACUUAAACAUAUUUCUCUUUACAAUCAGUGGCUGUCUUGGUCAGCCAGUCUUCCCACCUGUUUGUCUGGCUGAGAAGGAAACAAGGCUUCUACAACAGAGACUUACAAGCUUCUUUUGAGCUCUCACACACAGUAGAUUGGGCUCGACCUAAUAACCCAAGAAACCAACCAUUCACUCCUCUCAUGUAAAUGUUCAACCUCAGUGUUUUUCUCUUUGCCAUCUGAGACAGAACCCUCUGCAAAUAUUCCACCAUCCCUUAUAAAGCUCUUCUUUCCUUUGUUUUCCUUUUUUUUAUUUUUUGCCAAUCUGCCAUUUCUACUUCUACACUACCAAUCCACUUCAUAUAGCUAAAGAAACAUUUAUCUCUGAAUCACAAAUUCUUUGGCACAGCGUUUAGAGAACAAACACACAGGACGUGAUGCCAGGUGGUGGUAGUAGUAAGAGCGGAGGGCGGGGUCCAUCGUCGUCACCUCUCCCUCAUGCUGUGGUCCCGCCCAGCAGACCCUUACGACCCUCCCGCUACGUCCCGGUGUCUGCUGCCACUUUCUUCCUGGUUGGGUCCACCACGCUCUUCUUCUGCUUCACAUGUCCGUGGCUUUCAGAGCGUUUCUCGGUAGCUGUGCCCAUCUAUAAUGGCGUCAUCUUCCUGUUUGUUUUGGCUAACUUCUGUAUGGCCACAUUCAUGGACCCCGGUAUCUUCCCGAGGGCUGAGGAGGAUGAGGACAAGGAGGAUGAUUUCCGUGCUCCCCUUUACAAGACUGUGGAGAUCAGAGGAAUUCAGGUCAGGAUGAAAUGGUGUUCAACCUGCCGCUUCUACAGACCGCCACGGUGUUCCCACUGCUCUGUCUGUGACAACUGUGUCGAGGACUUUGACCACCACUGUCCGUGGGUGAACAACUGCAUCGGCAGGCGAAACUACCGCUACUUCUUCCUUUUCCUGCUAUCGCUUACGGCUCACAUUAUGGCCGUGUUUGGUUUUGGCCUGCUCUUCAUCCUCUAUCAUCGACAGAACAUCGACCGCCUGCAUGCCAUUGUCACCCUCGCUGUAAUGUGUGUGGCAGGCCUGUUCUUCAUUCCUGUUGCUGGCCUUACUGGUUUCCACAUAGUGCUUGUGGCCAGGGGCAGGACGACCAAUGAACAGGUAACAGGAAAGUUCAGAGGAGGCGUGAACCCUUUCACCAAUGGCUGUUGGAAGAAUGUCUCUCAUGUCCUCUGCAGCUCACAGGCACCCAGGUAUCUUGGCAGGAAGAAGUGUGUGCAGAGUGUGUUUGUGCAGCCUCCUUUUCUGCGCCCACAGCUGACAGAGGCCCAGCUGGCUGCAAAGAUCCUGGACAAUGGCAUACAGGGAGACCUGCACAGGUCCAAGUCUAGUCUGGAGAUGAUGGAGAGCCAGUCAUGUGAUGCUGAGCCUCCUCCUCCGCCUAAACCAGAGCUCCGCUACCCUGGAAUCGCCAGAGGAAACACAGAGGAGUGCAGUCUACUGAACAAAGCCCCUCCCACUCCCACGAUGUACAAAUACAGGCCCACCUACAGUCCCAGCAAGAACCAUACAGCACUUACGCAUGCUUAUGCCAACCAGUUGAGUCGAGGGGAGAGUGUUGGCAGUGCCAGGGACUCCUCCUCCUCCACUUCCUCCCUCCUCCAGGCAAACCAACAGCCUGGCUUCCGCUCACAGCCCAGCCUGGACCAGAGGGAUACUUCAUCUGACAGAGUGGGAGAAGGAGGGGGAGGAGGAGGAGCAGGAGGGGAGAGGAGAGAGGUGGGAGGAGGGGGCAUUCCUGGUUACUCCCUCGGCGGGCGCUCGUACCCCUCCUUCUCCGACCCUACUGUCCUGGCAGGAGUGGCAUCACGUUCUUCCAGCUCAACGCACACCUCUGCAGGUGCAGCCCACGUCUCUGAGGCGACCACCACUUCUGCCAGCUUCAAGAGCCUAGCCAAUCAGACACCCCCACCUCACCACCCUUCUCGCAACGGGAGUCUGUCUUAUGACAGCUUGCUGGCAGGUGGUGAUGAUUUUGACAAAGAGGUGGUGGGUUCAGUGGUCCCUGAGGUUUCCACUGGGAGACCCUGCACACCAGCAACAGUCGGCUACAGCUCCCCCUUCUUAUCAUCACAACAGAGAGAUCCUGAGAUGCACUCCCAGUCGCCCCAUCAUCACCACCGCACCACCUACCAUCACCCGUUCCUCCAUCGCUCCUCCUCCUCCACAUCCUCCUCCCCACCACCACCCCCAGAGAGAGAGCGCCUGCUGGGUGAGCCCCACGCUGGUGCUCAUGCCCUACCUGCCAGUCAAACUUCUAGUACCCCCUCCUCCUCAGCCCAACCUCCUCCACACCAUCAUCACCACCACCACCACCACCACCACCACUCCCAUCAUCACCACCAUCACUCGUCCUCCACAUCCCGCCCUCCCCGUUUUGCUGCCCCUCAUGCACCGCCCCACCACGCUUACCCCUACCGCACCCGCUCCACUGACACUCCUCUGGGCUCCUCCUCCACUUCCACAACCCACCCUUCUCGCUCCCCAUAUCCCCCACCUCUCGGGAAGUCACUCUCUUACUCAAGUGCCGCCGCUGCCGAAAUGCAGUACCGACUUGUCCGCAAGGCCUCUGCGUCAGCCGGAGCAAAUGCAGCAGGGGUAGGAGGAGGAGGAGGAGGAAGUGGAGGAAGUGGAGGGAUGGGAGGAGGAGGAGGAGGAGGAGGAGGAGGAAUACAAACCCUGAAGGAUGAUCUGAUCCAGAUGAAACCCCUAAGUCGGACCAAUGGCAGCCAGCCCUUCUCCUCCACCUCGUCCUGCUCUGCCCCUUCCUCUCCCUCUCACCCAGUCAGUAUGUCUGCCCAGCCUGGAGUGCCCUAUCUCAACGCGGCAUUGACAUCAAGUCCCCCUCACAAGCCCAAGGGUGUCGCGGUGAAGAAGGUGACGGGCGUCGGGGGCACCACCUACGAGAUUUCUGUCUGAAUCUGAGUUGCAGCCAGCCUCCAGCUCAAGCAUUAAUGAGACAAAGCAGAGAUACUACUGUCUUCUUCUGCAUUUUACAGAGAGCGUUGGAUUUUACAUGAUACAAGGAACCACCUGCCUACUGCAUGAUGUGGACAUGUGCGCUUAAGUGGAACUCCUUUUGUCUGUGUCUCACUACUCAUCGACUAUUUGACAGUGGAUAUAAACUGUACUGCACAGUAACUGUGUUGGUGAAAUGAAAAGAACACCUGGACUGUCAUUGGGCUAUAAAAGAGUACUUUUUUUGGAUCUCACUGGACCAAACAGGAGCCAUUUGGCUCAUAUCAGUAGGUUGAAUCUUCACUGUAGCUCAGUAGGUAGUGCAAGGCAUUAGCACGAUUAGGCCAGGGUGUUUCAUUAGAUAAGUAUAGUAGCGAAAGGAAUUACUACUGCCAGGGUUAGGGGCUGGAUCCCACUUGUGCCACCAACAAAAUCUGGAACGGAGUUUGAGGACUGUCGGUUUACAAAGGUUAACAUAUGCACUUUUGGACCCAAGCAACGUUAAUUUGCUCAAAAUGUCACCAUUUUCAUGCUCAUACUUAGAUCCAUAUCACAACACACCAUGAUGGUGAUGAUAGUAAUAAUGCACAGUCUGUGGAACCCAGUCAAAGCAGAAUCCUUUCAGGUGUCACAGACGGCCAGUUCAGUGGCAACUUAACGUGUGAUCCAGCAGAUCAGCUCAGAUUAGGUUAAGUCAUAAUUGGUUUUUAAUACAAGGUCUGGCCCCGGGUGUCAGUUAAACCUUUCUUUUAUUAACAGCAUCCACCAGAUGAUGCAUGGUGUGAUUGUAUUGGACCAAGAACUUGAAAGGUGUUGGUGUAGCCAGGUGUGCCGUGAUGCAUGGAGUCAAUAAUGCAGGCCAGGCAGAAUCCCUGUAAACCUAUCGUCAGUCUCCUUGAGGUCGCUACCUUGUCCGCAGCCCUCCAGAUACGCAUUGGAAAUGUACAACACUGUCCAACUAGGGGUCAGUAAUCAAGCAGUGUCUAGGAUCUGUUCUGGACUUGUGACAAUCUGCGAGAAAGAAGGAUACCCGUGAACCUUUUGAUCAAUGUUGCUGUGUGACUUGACUUACCUUUUGAUGGAGGGAAAAAGAAUGUGACAUUGGAAAACAAAAAAGCUGAUUUCCUCUUUCUUCAAUACAUUUGUUGAUUUAUUACUAGAUGAGACUAUGAUUCUAUGUUUGUACAGGAUGAUGUGGUUUAAAUGUGGAUUUCUUUUCUUUUUUUUUUAAAGUGGCGUUCACACUGAACUGCUGCAUGCACUAAUACUUCAACAAGCCACUGUAGGCCACUGUGUUUUGCUGUGGGGGAUAUCAUCUGUUUGAACAAACCAAGUGAGGAAACUAAAGUAUAUAUGUAAACCAUGCUUUGGCCUUUUAUUAAUGGACUCCUAAGGACGGGGCAGAAUUUUCUAGAAAACGAAUUCCUUGAACAAUUUGCCUUGAAAAUUAAGGUGUAAUCAUUUUUUAUUUCACCUAUUUAAUUUGACAUUGUUUUUUAUGAAUUUAUAUGGAAAUAUAGCUAUUGAUAAAUGAAGAGUUUUUAAUAUUGACUCAAAAAAGGGUUUGUGUGUAUUAUUGUCACUUUUAGCAUCUGGAUAAAAAGAUUAAAUCAGCCUUUCUGACUGUUUCAGUUGAUGCUCUAUGAUUGAUCUGACGUUUCCUCUCAAAGCAUCUGAGCUCCAGUUUACUAAAUGUCUUAUUUUCCAAGAUGACGUGAAGACAGCAGGUCAGUGUUUAAAAAAAAAACUUGAGAAUUAAGUCAUCGAGAUAGAGAAUAGAUAUAUCACGAAUAUGGGAGAAAAAUAGGACAUUUACAAGAAAUUAAUUGUGAGGUAAAGUUGACAUUUUAUGAGGACAAAGUUGGAAAUUUACAAUCACUAGAUAGAGCUAAAGGAGAGCAAAACAAAGUCUUUCACAAACUAGGUUGUAAUAUUUCAUUUUAAGUCUCAAAGUCAUGAGUAAAAAAGUUCUAUCUGGACAGCAUGAUCAGACAUUGAUAGUAUUAGACGUCUGUGUUUCACCAUCACUUGUUUGACUAAUUUUGAAGUGCAGUUAUUUCUUGAAAAAUGUAUUAAUUUCAUGCUGACUAUCUGUCCCCUGAAUCCUGGAACUACUGACAGCAGACAUCCUGAAUUAAUUGCCCAUAUUUAGAUGAAUUUCACUUUUCUUCUGUUAACCAUGACACAGAAGUGAACGAGUCACCAGGAACUAAAUAGUGCAACAGGUCUUUUGACCAUAUAUGUUAAAUGGUUGUUGACAGGUGGCCAUGUCAUCACUUUGUUAUGAAAAUAACUAGAAUCAACGUGACUUCUAGUCUAUUUCUCUGGAAAUCAUUUGAGCAGUUGUGAGAAAACACAAGUAAAUACACAUUAGGAGCAAUGAAACAUUUGAUUUGUGACCUCACAAGAGUGUGAUUCAUUUCAGCACUUUUGAUUUUUCUGUAAAUGGAGUGCAGUGGAGGAUACGAGCCUGUUAGAGCAGAAUGGACAGGUGAUGAGGAUGGUGGACUGGAGGCAUGUGUUUGUGAGUGCAGUCAGGGCACCUCCUGUGCAUUUGGUGACAACAGGGCUGAGAAACCGAACUUCAUAUCAAAGUACUGUAUAGCUUAAUGUGUGUGUGAGUGUGUUUGUGGAUGUAUGUAUGUGGUAGGCGGCUGGAAGAUUCAUAAUAAACUUGAAAGAGAUGGGA
Stegastes partitus (bicolor damselfish) is the source of this 7724-nucleotide messenger RNA. RefSeq names its product zDHHC palmitoyltransferase 5a (gene zdhhc5a). Gene Ontology annotation, biological process: protein palmitoylation. The coding region runs from base 2456 to 4996 and encodes 846 amino acids. Gene Ontology annotation, molecular function: palmitoyltransferase activity. The record is from RefSeq and is a predicted model, not a curated record. The transcript has 12 exons. NCBI's taxonomy places the organism in Eukaryota, Metazoa, Chordata, Actinopteri, Pomacentridae.